AUGGCAAAGAAAAGUUUGAUUUAUAGGGAGAAGAAGAGGCAAAAAUUAGAACAAAAAUAUCAUUUGAUUCGUCGAUCCUUAAAAAAGGAAAUAAGUGAGAUUCCGUCGCUAAGUGAGAAGUGGAAAAUUCAUGGAAAAUUACAAUCCCCACCGCGUAAUAGUGCACCUACACGUCUUCAUCGACGUUGCUUCUCGACCGGAAGACCGAGAGCUAACUAUCGAGACUUUGGACUAUCUGGACACAUCCUUCGGGAAAUGGUUCAGGCAUGUUUAUUGCCAGGGGCAACAAGAUCAAGCUGGUAA
Messenger RNA from Brassica napus (rape), 303 nucleotides. The record is from the annotation of a RefSeq genome assembly. NCBI's taxonomy places the organism in Eukaryota, Viridiplantae, Streptophyta, Magnoliopsida, Brassicales, Brassicaceae.